UGAUGCUCUCCAUUUGGGAGACAUGGCCCGGAAAGUCACUGCUGAUAUGGACAAAAUGCAAACAGAAAUAAGAGAACUUCGAUCAGAAAACGAGGCCCUCAGGCGAGAGGUCAAGAGUACAGUGGCUGCCAUGGCAACGACAAACGAGGCACUCUCCUCGCUCCAGUCUCGUACUGACAGACUAAGCCACACCCUCCUCUGUGAGAUGGAGUACUAUUGCCAUGCCAGAGAGCCGCACGAGCUGGUUGCCCUGGAGUGUAUGAAGACCCAGCUGGCCGGCAGACAGAUCCACCUACAUGCAGGGGGUUCCCCUGCUGUUGUUAGGAUGACAUCAUACCUCACACAUAAGGAGUCCGGACAGGCAAGUGGCUUUAUUCUACUUUUACUUUUACUUUUUUCCCUUCAUGAUGAAUAUGGUACUACUAUAGGUAUGGUUGAGUCCGCCAUUCUACGUGUGUUCUGGCUACAAACUGAGACUAGCGGUCCAUCUGAAUGGAGUGGGAGCUGGCAAAGGCAGUCACGUCUCUAUCUUCCUCCACCAAAUGGCUGGAGAGAUGGAUAAUGAACUACACUGGCCGUUCCUUUUAAAGGAUCGCGUGAGGGUGUCGCUGAUAGACCAGACAAAGACCCAACCCAACUCCCCCACACACCCACCACUCCCCACCACUCCCCGAUCUUCACCAAAGUUUGUCCGUCGCCAGUCCAAUCUUCCUCCCCUCUCCCCUCCCUCCCCCAUCUCCCUCCCUCCCACUGCCGCGCCGCUACGACAACCACGGAGACUGGCUGACGACCAGCGACCGCCUCCACUGAGACAGGAAUCAGCUCUGGUUGUCAUAGAAACACAGGCGAUGGCGGUACAGGGGUUCCUGAGGCGAGUGAGAGGAGAAGAAAUGUCCCUCGGGGGUGUCGUCGUUUCAAAAAUGGAGCUCUUCUGCACGCAGUCAAAAGUGAAUGGAGUCGUCCAUUUGGAUUCUCUCGUCUUCUCUGUUUGUCUGUGCAGCGGAAACCUUUCCGACGGACAUAUUGCUUGCUAGCUGUGAUGUAAUCACGAUGUCAUUCGUUAUUGUUUUUAUGGAAGCCUCUGAUACGAGCAUAGUUGAUGAUGUCAUUUUUCAUUCUACUGUGUCUCUUACAUGAUAUGAUGUAAUCAUUGCAUCAUCUGUUUUCUCACUUUCAUGAACUCGAUCUGUCUCUGAUGGCAGAAUAAAAAUUUGCUUUCCAUGAUGUAUUCUUACAUCAUUAAACUGAACAAGCUUUCGGUUGC
Geodia barretti is the source of this 1264-nucleotide messenger RNA. The record is from the annotation of a GenBank genome assembly. Lineage: Eukaryota; Metazoa; Porifera; Demospongiae; Tetractinellida; Geodiidae.